Molecule: messenger RNA, 2211 nt
Organism: Aplosporella prunicola CBS 121167
Lineage: Eukaryota; Fungi; Ascomycota; Dothideomycetes; Botryosphaeriales; Aplosporellaceae
Exons: 5
Coding region: 1-2211 (736 amino acids)
Biological process (GO): positive regulation of transcription by RNA polymerase II; DNA-templated transcription
Cellular component (GO): nucleus
Molecular function (GO): sequence-specific DNA binding; DNA-binding transcription factor activity, RNA polymerase II-specific; zinc ion binding
Source: RefSeq, a predicted model, not a curated record
AUGGCCAUGGCGACGCGCAGGACUAUGAGUUGCACCGCUACCAUCACCGCCGAGAAGCGCGCCAGCGUCUCCUCCAUCGACGAUGCCGUCCAAGAGCCGGCCUCCAAGAAGCUGCGGAGAAGCUAUGUCGCGUGUCAUUCCCACAAGAUCAAGUGCUCGGGUGAGACGCCAUGUCGGAGCUGUAGAAAGUCCAACAACUCCACCCAGUGCGUCUACCCGGUCCGAGAUCGGAAGGUUGUCAUCUCAGAGAGUUAUCUGAAGAAGCUUGAAGAGGAGAAUGCUUCCUUGAAGUGUACCACUCCCUCUUCGACCAUUGGUACCUCUCCGGGCCAAGUGUCUCCGGAAGACAAUAAGCAAGACAUUUUUGACGGCGACAGCGAGGUCGACGUUGCCAAUGUUGAUGUUGUCAACCCUCUUCUGGAAGAACACAGCCGUCCGGCACCAUAUGAGCGCGCGUCAGGCAAACCUCUCUAUAUCGGCGGGGCAGCAUGUUCGGCUUUUGGAACCAGGCUACGCUACUAUGUCAAGGGCGGUGAUACGAUAUCACAGCCCAGGCGUAUGGUUUGCUACAAGCAUAGGGGCUUGUUGCGCAUUGCCAAUACCGAGUUCCAGCUGCCGAACAAGACGUAUGCGCGAAUGUUGGUGCAGGUCGUGCUGAGGUUCACUGGUUCGGACUACCACCUAAUUCAGCGUAAGAGUUUCAUGAAAAGGCUCGAGGAGACGUAUAGUGCGCAGACACAUGACGACCCUGUGUUUCUGUGCAGGUUGUUUGUAGUCUUUGCCCUCGGAGAGCUGUAUUCGAAGAAGGCGUCCGUGUCUGGAAACCGGAGGAUGGUGCCAGGCAUUGCUUUCUUCUUGCAGGCCAUGUCUCUGUUUCAAGACUUGCAUGAGGAGGCGGAUGUGGAAUACAUCGAGACGCUAUUGGUGAUGUCAUUUUACUCUCAUGCGUUGAACAGAAAGAAUACGGCCUAUACCUACGCAGGACUUGCUCUUCGAUUGAGCUUGACGCUUGGCUUGCACCGGAACAUCACUUUCGAUUCUAGUACGAGCCCGGUUGAGAUUGAGAACCGGCGGCGCGUAUGGUGGACCGUUUACACCUUUGAUCGUCUUACGAGUUCUAAACUUGGACAUCCAGUUAUGGUUCGGGACGAAGAUAUUGACGCUCCAUUUCCAUCGGUAGAUGGUCUAACUCUUGAACAGCGCGAAGAGUUUGUGGGGGCGGAGCAGUUGGUCGCCAAUAUCAAACUCGCACAAAUAACGGGACAGAUAUUGAACUUGAUCUACUGUAUUCCAAACAAGGAUCAAGAGACCACUUUCGUAAGGAACAUGCAUAAGAUCUUGAACAGCCUGAAGGAAUGGGACGCGAUGCUGCCGGAUUGUUUACGAUUGGAUCCUAAAGCAUCGCCACCUUACCGUACUCGGUCGGUGGCUUCUUUGCGGUUGCAUUUUAACCAGUGCGUUGUCCUUGCGACCCGCCCAAUCCUUCUUUACGUCUUCAAAUACCAUGUCCGGCCAACUCAUGGUACCGUCGCGUCUCCCAGCACUGCGAAGCCUUUGUCUCCCAUGACCACUGCUCUCAGCGAAGCCUGCAUUCAUGCCGCUCGCUCAUCCAACAAGUUACUCGCCCAGCUCUGGAUUGAUGGCUCCAUCGCCACUUUUGGAUAUUUUGACGCCCAUUACAUUUUUUCUUCGACGAUUGUACUCCUCAUGGCCAAUAUCCUGUAUCCCAGCGAGUCGGACAAAGAGAGUAUUGACCUGGCAUGGAGCCUUUUGCAGACCAUGGCCGAUGAUGGAAACCUGCCGGCCAGCGAGUACUGUGAACGCCUUGUCCUGCUACAGAAGGAUCUGGAUGACAUGUGCGGGGACAGCCAGAGCAGUUCCAUGACGGCAACGACGCCACCAAACAGGUCACUGGACCAUGACUCCAAAAUUGAUCCGCGUCUGUCCUCGACAUCAAGCUUCAAGCAGUCUCCACAGAGCGACCAGAUUAGCCCGACGACUGUGAUAGAUCCACAACAGUUUUUGAGGGGAGCAGCCGGACCGUCACCGCCGAGUAGUGCUCCACUGGAUGAUCCGUUCAUCCAGGACUUUUUGACGCAGCCGGAUAAUCAGUGGAGUCCCGGCACGCUAGAUGUGGGCGGAGACAGCUCGAUACCAUGGGCCUUUAGUUGGGAGGCUGGAGAGUUGCAGAGCCAAUUUGCAUCUGCAUGA